Messenger RNA from Cydia strobilella, 1304 nucleotides. RefSeq names its product galactosylgalactosylxylosylprotein 3-beta-glucuronosyltransferase I-like (gene GlcAT-I). The record is from RefSeq and is a predicted model, not a curated record. The coding region runs from base 158 to 1027 and encodes 289 amino acids. NCBI's taxonomy places the organism in Eukaryota, Metazoa, Arthropoda, Insecta, Lepidoptera, Tortricidae. The transcript is spliced from 5 exons. Gene Ontology annotation, biological process: chondroitin sulfate proteoglycan biosynthetic process; carbohydrate metabolic process. Gene Ontology annotation, molecular function: galactosylgalactosylxylosylprotein 3-beta-glucuronosyltransferase activity. Gene Ontology annotation, cellular component: Golgi membrane.
UAUUUUGUACCGCGGCGCGUCUGCAGUUGAGUCGAUUUGCUCAUCGGCUACGUUUAUGUUUAAUAUGCGGAAUUUAUAACAAUAAUAUCGCAUAAUCCGCUUUGGACAACGAGCUACCGAACGUGGCAGCAGAUCACACGCAUUUCGUGACAGUAAAAUGCAUUUGUUCAAUCUCAAGAUUAUCAAGAAGCAAUACUUAGCGCUCGGGAUGUUGAUUUUCGUAGUAUUAUUUUUGUUUAAUUCUAAACCCGCGUUCCAGUGUCAGUUAACCCCGGAAACAGCGGCCUACUUGCCGACAAUUUACGGGAUUACGCCAACGUACGCAAGACUGGCGCAGAAGGCUGACUUGACAAGGUUAUCUCAAACUCUGAUGCUAGUGAAGAAUUUUCAUUGGAUCGUCAUAGAGGACUCUGAUAUAAAGACUAAGCUAGUGGAAACCCUGCUCAAGGAAUCAAACUUAAAAUAUACACAUCUCAAUGCAAAGACUGAAAAACCUAAAGGAUCUUCGGCAAGUGGCGUGGAGCAGCGUAAUAAGGCCUUGGAUUGGCUGCGAGCGCACCUGAGGUCUCCAGAUGGUACCUCGGGGGUCGUAUUCUUCAUGGAUGACGACAACACAUACUCUCUGAAGGUCUUCGAUGAGAUGCGAAAGAUCAAGAAAGUAGGUGUCUGGCCGGUGGGCAUAGUCGGGGGCAUGCGUGUGGAGAUGCCACUGGUGACGCACGGCAAGGUGUCCGGUUACAACGCCGUGUGGAAGCCGUACCGGCCGUUUCCCAUCGAUAUGGCGGGUUUUGCCAUCAACGCGACUCUUUUCCUGGACUUUCCUGAGGCGAAGUUUUCCAGGAAAGUGCAGUCUGGUUUCCAGGAAAGCGAAAUACUAAAAUACGUCGUAACCCAACAGGAGCUAGAGCCUCUAGCCGACAACUGCACCAAGGUAUAUGUAUGGCACACACGCACCCAGAAACCGGCCAUACUUAACCCGAAAAAACUCAAAAAAGCUCUGGUCCCUGACGACCAUAUUGAGGUUUGAAAUGUUUCCGAUAAUCAUCAUAUCGGUUUUACGCUGAGCGUUGAACGCUUGAUUUUAGAAUCCCAAGGGAUUUCGACUAGUUCUUAAAAUGAGCUGUGCUCCUUCAAUGUGUGAAAACAUUUCCUGAUAAAUAGACGAUGUACGUAUCAAAUUCAGUAUAAUACUAGCCAAAUAUUGACUACAGCCCUACCAAUUAGCAGUUAUUAUCACUAAAGUGAUCUCAUUUCACAAUUUUUAAAUUAAGGCAGGCAGUCUUAUGCACUACUUAUUUAAAUGU